AGGAAAACAAGCUUCCCUGCUUUUUCAACUCUCAGAAGGUUUCAUAACUUUGAAUGAACUAGUAAUUGAACUGAACUAGUUGAAUAAAUUGAAAUGAAGAAAAUAUUCACUCUGCACCUGCAGAAGAGGUUACUGCUGUCAAAGGCUGGUUUAACACUUCAGCAAACUCUGGUCCCAGAUACUUAGCCAGUGACUUCCACAAGUUCAGUGGUUUGAUUUUCUUUAAAACUUUGCAGUAAAUAUGUACUGCUUAAUGUUUUUGUUUUUUAAAUUUAAUUUAAACAAUUUUGAUAUAAGUAGUUUAGGCCUUAACAUGGGUUGUCAUAACUUGAAAUUUAGUUUUAAAUAGGUUUAUUUUUUAAAAUAAACCUGUAUUUAUAUUUAAAAAAUUUUUUAAUUUUAAAUGACACUGCUGAGAAUGCCAAAUUCAGGAAAGACUGCCGAGAAAUAGGGCAGACUCACCCCCAACUGGUGGUUAUUCUAUCAUUAGAGUAUACCAAGCCAGUAACAAAAGUCAACUUCUGUAUCACCACACUGGUUAACAAGAAGACAAAAAUGCCGUAUUCUUAGGCAUUCCAUCCCUUGGCCCACCACAGAGCCGCUGGACUUGAUGAUGAAUGGUUACUGAAAACCAAUUUAAUCAGAUACAGGGUCCUUCCAAUCCCAAGGGAUCAGCCUCUUAGCCAGGAACCUUUCAAAGAAAUAUCAACCCAAAAAGAACUCCAAAGAAGAGGAAGAAUACAAGUACACAUCAUGCAAAGCCUUCCUAGCCACCUUGAAUGAAAUGAAUGACUAUGCCGGCCAGCAUGAAGUCAUUUCAGAGAACAUGACUUUUCAGAUCACUGCGGAGUUAACACGCUUUGUGCAAGAGCUGAAACAGGAAAGGAAAUCGCACUUUCAUGAUGGCAGAAAGGCACAACAAUACAUUGAAACUUCCUGGAAACAGCUUGAAGCAAGUAAAAGGCGGUUUGAACGUGAUUGCAAGGAAGCCGAUAGAGCACAGCAGUAUUUUGAGAAAAUGGAUGCUGACAUCAACGUUACGAAAGCAGAUGUUGAAAAGGCAAGACAGCAAGCACAAAUACGACAUCAAAUGGCAGAAGACAGCAAAGCAGAAUACUCAUCCAUUCUUCUGAAAUUUAACCACGAGCAACGCGAACAUUAUCACACACACAUACCAAACAUCUUCCAGAAAAUACAAGAGAUGGAGGAAAGGAGGAUAGUGAGGUUAGGCGAAUGCAUGAAAACCUAUGCAGAAGUGGACCGCCAGGUGAUCCCCAUAAUAGGGAAGUGUCUGGAUGGAAUAACAAAGGCAGCAGAAUCAAUUGAUCAGAAAAAUGAUUCACAACUGGUAAUAGAAGCCUUUAAAUCAGGGUUCGAACCACCAGGAGAUAUAGACUUUGAGGACUUCACUCAGCCAAUGAAACGCACUGUCUCGGAAUCCAGCCUUUCAAAUUCCAGAUGGGAUGGAAAAUCUGAGCCCAGGCCUGGCAGCAAAUCCAAGGGCAAAUUGUGGCCAUUCAUCAAGAAAAAUAAGGGGGGAGGACCAGAGGACUUCAGCAAUCUCCCACCUGAGCAAAGAAGAAAGAAACUCCAGCAAAAGGUUGAUGAGCUAAACAAAGACAUUCAGAAGGAGAUGGAUCAAAGAGAUGCCUUAACAAAAAUGAAAGAUGUCUACAUCAAGAACCCGCAGAUGGGAGAUGCAGCCAGCGUGGAUCACAAAUUAGCUGAACUGGGACAAAAUAUGGAAAAGUUGCGACUAGAGGCCCAGAAAUUUGAGGGUUGGCUGGCCGAGGUUGAAGGCAGACUACCUGUGCGGACUGAACAGACCAGACGACAGAGUGGAAUGUAUGACACCCAGAACACGUCAGCCGUCAAUAACUGUGCACAGGACCGGGAGAGCAGCCCAGAUGGCAGUUACACAGAGGAGCCAAGUCAGGAGAGUGAGAUGAAGGUGCCAGUGACAGAGUUUGAUGACGAGUUUGAUGACGAAGAACCACUCCCUACCAUAGGAACCUGUAAAGCUCUCUAUACGUUUGAAGGUCAGAAUGAAGGCACAAUUUCAGUAACGGAAGGCGAAAUGCUCUAUGUAAUAGAGGAAGACAAAGGUGAUGGGUGGACGCGAAUCCGGAGGAAUGAAGAGGAGGAGGGUUAUGUCCCAACAUCCUAUGUCGAAGUCUAUUUGGACAAAAAUGCCAAAGGUGCUAUGACUUACAUUUAA
This is a messenger RNA of Emys orbicularis (European pond turtle), 2218 nucleotides long. RefSeq names its product formin binding protein 1 (gene FNBP1). Lineage: Eukaryota; Metazoa; Chordata; Testudines; Emydidae. Gene Ontology annotation, biological process: endocytosis; signal transduction. Bases 785 to 2218 code for a protein of 477 amino acids. The record is from RefSeq and is a predicted model, not a curated record. The transcript has 13 exons. Gene Ontology annotation, molecular function: protein binding.